This is a messenger RNA of Triticum aestivum (bread wheat), 662 nucleotides long. Its product is annotated as late embryogenesis abundant protein D-34. The transcript has 2 exons. The record is from RefSeq and is a predicted model, not a curated record. The coding region runs from base 49 to 606 and encodes 185 amino acids. NCBI's taxonomy places the organism in Eukaryota, Viridiplantae, Streptophyta, Magnoliopsida, Poales, Poaceae.
GACGGGAAGCGCCCGCGCGAGAGGCAGCUGAACACAGAAGCCAGAGCCAUGGCGCAGGCCAAAGGCAAAGUAGAUUGCCAAACCUACACCGAAAUCGACACCUGUAGCCCCGGCUGGGUGUUCGACGCAGCCGUGACCGUCGCCCCGAGCGACGACGAGCGGCUUGCGCACGGGGGCUGCCGCGCGGUCGUCGACGAAGAGCAGGACACGAAGGUCAAGAUCUCGGAGGCGCUGGAGGCGGCGGCACGGGCCGUUGGGGAUGACCCCGUGGAGAGAUCCGACGCCGCGGCCAUACGCGCCGCGGAGGUGCGGGCCGUCGGCACCGGAGUGGACAUCCCUGCCGGGAUCGCCGCUCAGGCGCAGGCUGCGGCGGAUGCCAACGCCACGGCCGCGCACGCCGAGGACAAGAUCACCAUCGGAGACGUCCUCAAGUGGAACGCGACGGCGAAGCUGCCUUCGGGCAAGGCGGUGACGGGGGAGGACGCGGCUGCCGCGGUGGAGGCGGAGGCGGCGGAUGCCCCCGGCAAGGCGACCAAGCCAUACGGUGUGGGAGCGGCGCUUACAGAGGCCGCAAGGCGCAAUCAGGAGGGGACUUGCCGGAAAUAGCCGGACAGGCGUGUAUAUUUUCGGGACCAAUCGGAAUAAAGAGGAAGUAUACAUAA